Messenger RNA from Microplitis demolitor, 756 nucleotides. RefSeq lists its product as uncharacterized. NCBI's taxonomy places the organism in Eukaryota, Metazoa, Arthropoda, Insecta, Hymenoptera, Braconidae. The coding region runs from base 202 to 621 and encodes 139 amino acids. The record is from RefSeq and is a predicted model, not a curated record. The transcript has 2 exons.
UUUGAACAUUACAAGUACACGCUGGUACCCACAUGUUUCGAUGACGUUCAUUUAUUUCUCAACUACCCUUCGGAGUAAUUAGUCAGGCUUAAGUUAAAUCCUGUAACUUAAUGACUGUAAUUUCCGUAUACCUGAAGAAUUUAUCAUCAGAAGUUUUUCGGUAACCUUAAAUAUUCAGCGUCUAAGUUUAUUACUACAAAAAUGCCACACCUGGAAAUCUCGUGUAAUUGUAAAAGCUACUGUUUGACCAAGAACAUGCAUCUCCCAGGAGAUAUUAAAAUAAUUUGCGAACUGAUGGAGGAUUCUCUCCAAGGGAUUGAAGAUGACGAAGAGGAAAUCGAACUACAAGAAGAUAAACUCGAGCAAAACAUCGGCAACGCUUCUGAAAUAUUGGAGUCUAUGAAGAAACACAUGAAAAAUAAAGCAUUGUCGCAGUACAUUGUUAGUAUUAUCAUAAAUAAAUAUGAAAAGUGCAGUUACAUUUACAAAAUUUUGAACUCCAAGAAUACAAGUCUUAGUAGAAAAUAUAUGAGACUGAAGGUAGAAUACUCACACAUUAUCAGCGAAGUCAUGGCAUCAAGUACAGAGCAAUUGAAAAAAAAAUUUUACGAAUACUGUUAGAUUGUAUCAGAUCUUUUUUAACGUUAUUAUUGAUAUUAAUAUAAAGGUUUGUGCUGUAAAUUGUAAUUAUUCUAAUGGAAUUUUAAUUUAUUUAUUUCCGCAAUUAAUUAAAUAAAUUUUCAGUUUAUUAUUUUA